Anopheles aquasalis is the source of this 533-nucleotide messenger RNA. RefSeq lists its product as uncharacterized. Gene Ontology annotation, molecular function: protein kinase A binding; kinase regulator activity. The record is from RefSeq and is a predicted model, not a curated record. Gene Ontology annotation, biological process: regulation of canonical Wnt signaling pathway. Gene Ontology annotation, cellular component: cytoplasm. NCBI's taxonomy places the organism in Eukaryota, Metazoa, Arthropoda, Insecta, Diptera, Culicidae.
UUUGGAAUAGUCGAUAUCGCUAGAGGAUAUUGCCGAAUUUGAUAUUGGAAUAGUGGAAAGAAAAAUCGAAUCAUAAAUUAGAUUUUAAAAUGGAUAAUAACCCAGGCCAGCCGAACGCAAUUGAGAAAUACUAUUCUUACUGCGAUGGUGGCAUAGUAGAUUGGUCGACUGAAGCCACUGCUAUCAUUGCUGAUAUUGCCGAGCAUAUCAAAGAAGCUGCGCUUUCCAAAAUUCUCAAGCCAACGUUAUCGGAAUCUUUCAUUAAUUUGACUACAUUAGAAGAAAAGCGAAUGUGUAUAAAAGUGAGUGCCGCAGGAUUACAGAUAGUCGCAGAUGAGUACGAUCAAAACCAAACAGAUCAUUCACAAAACAAGCGCUACGAAACACCCUAUGCUUUACUCUCCGAUCGAAGCCCAUCCUACAUAAACGCUUUCGGCAAUAGUCUUGAAAAUGCAUUGAAACAACAUGUAGAAACAUCUUCCAACUACAUCGUUGGUGAUAACGAAUAAAUUUGGACUAUGUACAAAUUUUAA